Messenger RNA from Sesamum indicum (sesame), 1004 nucleotides. RefSeq names its product ADP-ribosylation factor. The record is from RefSeq and is a predicted model, not a curated record. Gene Ontology annotation, molecular function: GTPase activity; GTP binding. Lineage: Eukaryota; Viridiplantae; Streptophyta; Magnoliopsida; Lamiales; Pedaliaceae.
AAAUUCCAUGCCCAGAAUAGUCAUAAGAGCAUUCUCGGUCUCUCAAAAGGGCAGCCUCUCUCCAAGAUCUGCUCCUCUCUUCUUCCCAAAUCUCACUCCUCUCGCUCUCUUUUGAUCCUCGUCACACAGAGAAAAUGGGUUUAUCCUUCACCAAGCUUUUCAGUCGGCUGUUUGCCAAGAAAGAAAUGAGGAUUCUUAUGGUAGGUCUUGAUGCUGCUGGUAAGACUACUAUAUUGUACAAACUCAAGCUGGGAGAAAUAGUGACAACCAUUCCUACAAUCGGAUUCAAUGUGGAGACUGUGGAAUACAAGAACAUUAGUUUCACUGUUUGGGAUGUUGGUGGUCAAGACAAGAUCCGACCAUUGUGGAGGCAUUACUUCCAGAACACGCAAGGGCUGAUUUUCGUGGUUGAUAGUAAUGAUCGUGAUCGUGUUGUUGAGGCUAGGGAUGAGCUGCAUAGGAUGUUAAAUGAGGAUGAAUUGAGGGAUGCGGUGCUUCUUGUUUUUGCAAACAAACAAGAUCUUCCAAAUGCUAUGAACGCUGCUGAGAUAACUGACAAGCUUGGACUUCAUUCUCUUCGUCAACGUCACUGGUAUAUCCAGAGCACAUGUGCCACGUCUGGGGAAGGGCUCUACGAGGGGCUGGACUGGCUCUCCAACAACAUUGCUAACAAGGCUUGAAAAGCGAUGCUCCAACAACUUUGAUAUGUUGAUCCUAGUUGAAGGAGAUUGUGCAUUUCAUUUUGCAGCCUUCGUUCAAAGCAGUGUCUUACCGUUGCUGCUUUUAUUAAUUGAUAGUUAUCAUCUGUUAUGUAGAUUAAAGAUUCAAUUCUGUAAUUUCAGCAUUUAUACUGUGUUCAUACAUAUGCUUCGGCUGCUUAAUUUCGACAAUGAUAGUACAUCCCUCUCUGGGAUGACAAUGCAUUCUGCAUGAUGUGUGAAUAACCCGUGACAACCGCAGCUUGUGACUGCUAGUCAAGAAAGUUAUGCCACUUAUUUGUUCUA